UUUAAUGGUAACACUAAAACUGAACAAGCAAAAAUUAAAGUGUCAAAAAAUAUUGAAUUGAGAUUUUUCUCUGUUUUAAAACAUUGUUAGAUUGAAUUUUCCAAAUGGCUUCUCUUAAAGAUGUAGCUUCGUUGUACCAAAAUCUUAAAACAGAAUGGUCUAAAAAACCAAGGAAACUCGAUAAGUGCGGAGAGUUGUUAAACAAAAUAAAGGUGGCAUUAACACAGCUGAGUUUUCUCCCGAGUAACAACGCAGCGGCUAAUCAGAAAGAAUUAAUUCUUGCGAGAGAUGUGCUUGAAAUUGGUGCACAAUGGGCAGUCGCUAGCAAAGAUGUAAAAGCGUUUGAAAGAUAUAUGUCACAGUUGAAAUGUUAUUACUUUGAUUACAAAGACCACCUGCCAGAAUCAGCAUUUAUGUACCAGCUGCUUGGUCUUAACCUGUUGUUUUUGUUGGCACAAAACCGAGUUGCGGAGUUCCACACAGAGCUAGAACGUCUCCCAGUGGAUGUGAUCCGAGCAGAUCCUUAUGUGAGACAUCCAUUAGCAUUGGAACAGUAUCUGAUGGAAGGAAGCUAUAAUAAAAUCUUUUUAGCAAAGGGUAAUGUACCAGCAGAAAGUUACACAUUGUUCAUGGACAGUCUGCUAGAGACAGUGCGUGGGGAGAUUGCAGCCUGCAUUGAGAAGGCAUACCUCAGCAUCCCAUGUGGAGAAGCAGCGCGGAGACUCAACCUUCCUUCACAAGUUGCUGUUCAUGAAUAUGGGAAGAAGCGUAACUGGGUGCUUGGUGCGGACAACUGCUAUCACUUCAACGCGGCGGACGAGGCGAGCGCUGCCGCCGCCGGCGUGCUGCCCUCCGCCGAGCUCGCUGAACAGACCAUAGAGUACGCAAGACAUCUAGAAAUGAUUGUCUAAACACUUCAUUUGUAAUAUUUUAUCAAUAAAAUUUUUAAAAUGAAA
Papilio polytes (common Mormon) is the source of this 956-nucleotide messenger RNA. RefSeq names its product 26S proteasome non-ATPase regulatory subunit 8 (gene Rpn12). The transcript has 5 exons. Lineage: Eukaryota; Metazoa; Arthropoda; Insecta; Lepidoptera; Papilionidae. The coding region runs from base 105 to 911 and encodes 268 amino acids. The record is from RefSeq and is a predicted model, not a curated record. Gene Ontology annotation, biological process: proteasome-mediated ubiquitin-dependent protein catabolic process. Gene Ontology annotation, cellular component: cytosol; proteasome regulatory particle; proteasome regulatory particle, lid subcomplex.